CUCUGCAUGGUCGUCGUCCAUGAUGUCUGAGCUGGCUCUGGAAGAGCUCUCUGCCCUGAGCGCCAUUUACUGCGGAAGGGAAGAGUGUGACGUCCUGGCAGUCUCAGAGACGGAGGGAAUCUCAUUUCGGAUUCAGACCAGUGUGAAAGGACCUUUGGGCACGGAUGUAUUGCUAAAGCUGCUGUUUCAUUUACCAAUCAGUUACCCGUCAAGCUUGCCGAAUAUCUCUGUUACCUCUGAGCAGCUUACAAGGACACAGUGUAUGGUUGUGAGGGAGAGAUUACUUGAAGAAGCAAAGAGACAUUUUUCACAACCCAUGGUACAUGAGCUGAUUCUCUGGAUACAGCAGAAUCUUAAGCAUGUUGUUGAGCAAGCUGAAACUUCAGUCUGCUGCCAGAAGAGUACUCUAUCAACAUGCACCACCGAGGAUGAUGGUGUCUGGACCGUCCUUCUGCAUUUAGAUCAUAUGAGAGCUAAGCGAAAAUAUGUCAAAACAGUGGAAAAAUGGUGCACAGAUCUAAAUCUGAGGGGAAGACUGAUGUUCAUGGGAAAGAUGAUCCUGAUUCUUCUUCAGGGAGACAGAAGAAAUAUUAAGGAAUAUCUCAUCCUUCAGAAAACUAGCAAGGUGGACAUGGAUUCAAGUGGAAAGAAGUGUAAAGAGAAAAUGAUUAGUGUGCUCUCUGAAACAAAAGCACAGACAGAACACAGGAGGUUUCAAGAAUUUGAAGUCAAAGAGUAUUCAACUCUGGAUGAGCUACAAAAUGAAUUCAAGGUUGCAGGACUUGGAGAACUGUUCAGUGAGUUUGUGCUGGCUCGAUUAAAGUGAAUUUUGAAGCAAACGCAUCUGGCUGUGACUAAAACUGUCAUUGAAUGGAUCCAGUGGAUGCUGAAAGAAGAUAAAAUGAAGGCUUUCGUAGAGAACAGCUCUUAAAGCUUUUCUCUAUUGCAAAAUGUCAGGAGGAAGAAAAGUCUCCUUUGCCAGGAACAAAAGGCUGUUCUCACACUCAGAACAGAUAAUGCUUGUGACUGUCUCCUCUGACAACUUUUUCAGGGAAUUAUUACAGUUUUUCAACAGUUGGUAUUUAAAAGCUAUAGGCAAGCUGUGAAAGAUGGUGGAGGGAUCCAUUUUCCUGGGAUUUGGAUGGAAGGAUUACAGUGAUUUCUCAGUCUCCUGCAAUUAACAGUUAUUAUAAAAUUUUUUUGUUUCAGAUGGUUUUCACUCUGCUUCUACUACAAUCAUUUUUUUCUUCCUUUCACUUACACUUACAAAUUGUAAUACUAAAAACAAGUUAUACAUGUUUCACUUUGGGUUUAUUUAUUACCUUAUCUUUUGGCUCAAAGAACUCCUAAUUUAGUUUAAUUUGUAAACUUCCUUUCCAGGUAAUGGAAAAAAAUCAGAAUUCAAAAUGACCUUAAUGAUUGGAAAACUGAGCCAAAUCUAACAAGAUGGAUUUCAAGAGAGAGAAAUGUAGGGUACUACACUUGAAUAGUAAAAAUGAAAUGCUCAUACACAAGAUGGGUCAUGCCUGGCUCGAUGACAGUACAUGCAAAAGAGAUUUAGGAGUCUUAGUGGACUGCAGGCAGAACAUGUGUCGGCAGUAUGAUGCAGCAGCUAAGGUAGUUCAGUUCUAGGUGGCAUCAGUAGACGUAUAGCAUCUAGAUGGAGGGAAGUAAUAGUACCACUCUAUUCUGCUUUGGUCAGACCUUACCUGGAAUAUUGUGUCCAGUUCUGGGCAGCACAGUUCAAGAAGGAUGAUAACAAGGUGCAGCAUGUCCAGAAGAGGGUGUCCUGAAUGGUGAAAGGUCUGGAAACGUGCCCUUCAAGGAGAGGUUUAGGGAGUUGGAUAUGUAUAUUCGGGAAGAGAAGGUUAAGAAGUGAAGUGAUAGCCAUGUCUAAAUAUUUGAAGGGAUGGAUCAAGCUUGUUUUCUGUUGCUCCAGAGAGACUAGGAGAUGAAGCAAUGAUUCUAAUUACAGAAAAAGAGAUUCCACCUAAAUAUUAAGAAGAACUCCCUGAUGCUAAGAGCUGCUUGACAUUUUGUCUCAGAGUGUGGUGGAUUCUCCUUUGGAGGUACCUGAAACAGAGUCUGGAUAACCAUCUGUUGGGAGUGCUUUGUGUAUUCCUGCAUGGCAAGAGGUUGGACUGGAUGGCCCUUGUGAUCUCUUCCAACUCUACGUUUAUGUGAUUAGACAAUUCUGUGAUUCUACUCCUGCAGGGGUCGGGGCCUCCAGAGAUGGUGGAAAUGGCCUCCAUAUCUUGUAGAAAUUGUUGGAGCAUUUUAGAGCCAAAAAAGGUUUUUGCAAAAUACAUUUUUUAAUCCCCGGGGUACUCAGGGGACCCCAAAAUGGCUCUGGGGGAACACAUUUUGUCCACAGGCUACGCUUUACCCACAUCUGCCUUAAAGGUUUUAUUCAAAAAUUAUUUUUGUAUGCUUUGAAAUUCCUUACAACAUGAAGCAGCUUCUGUUGGAACAGAUCAUUGGUCUAAUGCUAAGUUGAACUCCAAGAUCUCAGGUGAAGUCAUUCCCAUGCCUUCCAUCUGAAACUUUUAACUGAUAGUACUGAGGUUGCAUGCACCUUGGGCCUUUUUCCAUGGGAAGUGUGCUUUUCUACUGUGCUGUUUCCCCUUGCAUUUGAUAAAAGUCAGCUGAACUGAAUUAGCUGGCAAGAUGCCUCAGCUGUGCCAGCAAGAGAACCCUGCAAAUUAAUUGUGAUUAUUCAGAAAUUAUCAUUUUUUUAACCAAUAUUAAUGAGUAUGUGAAGUCUUAUGGUCUCCAUUUCCAGAAAAGGCUGUUCUCGUCAUUUUUCAAUACUGUAUAGAGAAAAAAUAAAUCUCUGUGGACUGGAAGUUUAGACGUUGCAAUUCCCUCUGAUUGGAUGGGAAAGCCCUAGCAUUAAGAACCUGUUGGUGAAGCAAAACUAAAUAGGUGUUUAAUGUUAAAUAACAGAGCUGAGAAAGGUUACUUUUUUGACUACCUCUCCCAGGAACCUGCUAGCUAGCAUCACAUCUUGUGCUAGAACUGUAGGAAGCAAGGUACAUUACAUGCCUGGUUCCAGUACUAGAACCCAUUAUCCUGAUCCAGAGUUGCUUGCUGUUCCCUAGGUGUCCAAUGUAGCCACUUCUGACACUAUAGACAUUAUGCAGGAGUGAUAGCAUGACUAGAAUAAAUUCUGCCAAAACUGAUAAGAGUGCACCACUUGCACCAAAGUUCAACAUGGUAGAUGUAGGGUUAUAUCCCCUGUGUAGUUAUAUCCUGUGCAUCCUCUGUUUUGUAUUUCCUAGUGAAUAGUCCAGGCUGCUGUUGGUAUGUCUGGUUUUCUACUUCUCUCUGUGGGUUGCCCUUAAACAAAUCAGGGAUCAUUUCCCCCACCUCCUUUGUGAUGCUGAGAAAUACUCAGUUGCAUACAAUAUGGCUGAACCUCUUUGGAGGUUUAAGCUCAUCAAACUUCAAUGAGCUUCAUAAUUUUUUCCCUGCAGUGUUUUCAACUUCAAACCAUAUGGUAAAUGUCAUUUUAACCCACACUUCUUUAUUUAAUGAGACAAAGUAAAAAAAAAAAAAGGUCACUUUAUAAGUUUGUGUGGUAGACAUUUUAGCAUUUUGUCUAGAGAUCUAUAUAAUUUUGAAACAGAUUUUCCACGUCACAUUUAUAUCAUAUGCAUUUCAGAUGGCAAUGUGUGUUUUUCUUCACACCACCAAUAAAACACAAAUGCAGAACAUUCAAAGGGGAAGAGGGCAUGUGUUCAAACAAUUGUCGGGAUGUGGCAUGCUGUACUGGGUUCAGGCUAUAGAUGUAAAGAAUGCUUGUAUAUUUUCUUAUCCUUAACAAGAAUACAUCAGUACAUCUCAGUCUGUUAUCAAAAAUCAUAUGCGCAAAUUUUAGUGGGUUUUUUUUUGCAUUGGAGACUUUCUGCCAAAUUUUUGUUUUGUACAAAACCCAGAGUAUUUUGUGGAAAAAAAGGGGUUUGCACAAAGAUUUCUUGUCUUCAUGUAAAAACAGUGUUCUUGUACAUGAAAUGUAUUCUGCACAAAAUAUAGUAUUUUUUGCAGAAAUGAAAUUUUCACUAAAAAAAAAGACCUGAAUUUUUUGUUUUUUUUCAUGUGCAAGAACAAAGUAAGUGCAAAUUUACACUAGUAGUAAAUUUAGAAGGUGAUUUCACACUUUAGAAGGUAUGCUUUUAUAUCUCCAUUUUGUCUCAUCUAAAGCCUGUUGUCAGAUACUGUACAAGAGGACUAUAGUGUCAUGCCCUGCUUCCAGAACAUGGACCUGGAUUCUUCUGACCGAAGCAGUGGGCCUGCUGGGAUCUCCUGCUGGACCAGAUCAGGAGGAGGUGGUUCCUGAGCCACACGUCUCAGAGACAGACCAGAGUGCAGUACUAGCUCUAGCAGAGGAUCCUGCCCAUUCAGAUGCAGAAGACAGUUUACCCCUACCUAUCUUCACAGAGUAGAGACAACAAAGGAAGGUCUUGACGAGAUCUCAGAGGAUUUAUAGAAAGAUUUAAUUACUGUAUAUACUCAACUAUAAGUGGACCUCAUGUAUAAGUUGAGGGAAGGUUUUGGGGCCAAAAUUAAGGAUUUUGAUAUGGAUUUUGAUAUGACCCAUGGAUAAGCAGAGAGUAAAACAAAAGAUAUAAAGGCUGAAGCAAAGGAAAACAAUACCAAAGAACUUACAAAACUUUGGAAGGCAUAACUGUUCAUGCUCACCUUAAAGGCUGGAUGGAGGAGACGGUAAUGGUGGUUGUGUGAUAUAUUGGGGAGGUGUCCAAGCACAGGUGGGGCUAAGAAAACACACACAUACCAGAAAAGAUGAAAAGGCAAAGCAAAGAAAAUGGCAACUUUUUAAUAUAUAUAAUUAAGUGUUUUUAUUUGUUUUAUAGUAACAAUACAAAACAAACAAUACAUACAUAACAAAUAGCUGCAAAUAAUCAAAUCUGCAAAAGUCAAAGCCACAAAUGUGGGGGGCUGACUGUAUUAUUCUUCUGAGUGUUACAAGUCUUUCUUGUUUUCCUGCAACAGAAUGACUCAGGGACCUAAAGUACCUCUUUUUGCAUACAUUCAUGUGUACCACAGCAAUUUCAAAUUUCACAAGAAUUCUGUCCUAGCAGUUUUCACUUCUUUUUCUUGAUUGCUGCCUGUGAUAAAGAACCCCAUAAGAAAUCUCAUAGAUACUACUUUGGGGAACAUUGUCACAAGGAGGAAAGUUAUUGGUAUGGAUUGUUCAUAUCCUGGCCCUAAAAGAUUUGGUGUGACAUCUCAGAAAUUUCCACGUUUGGUGAAAAAGCUAGUGCCAGCCAAACUCAGGUCAUGGCAAUUUCUUAAGAGGAAAACCUUACAAUUGCACAUGGUAGUUGCAUCCUAGGAAAAAAACGGUAUAUAAAUACCUUUACUAAUGCUAUUGUUUCACUAGUCAUCUAGGUCUCCUUGAAACCUCAUUCGUAUUCAAGCCUUAUUGCUAUAAAUGGCAAUAGCUGUGGUUGACAGAAGUCCUUGCUGACUUGCCCUAUAAUGACUGGAGCAAGAAACUCAUUGAAAGUUCUUAAGCACACAAAAUGUGCCAUUUGAACAUUCAUAAAUGAGGGGCAAUGCAAGGAUGUCGGGGCCAUGUUGCAGCUGUUUUAUAGCAUCACUUCAUUCACCAAGCAAGAGGGCUGAUUAUUUGUUCCAAGGGGCUUGAUUAUCUGCCAAGUCCAAAGAUAAUAACAGAUGCUUUGAGCAUUGAUCUUCUAUCACCUGCUUAAUUUGUUACUCACUGUUCUUAAAUUGUCUAAAUUGACAUAUCCAUUCAGCAUAAGAAAUGACUUGAGUUUUUCUGCUUAAUUUGACAUACUUUAAAAAGAGCAUGAUGCUGCUCAGACAUCUGGAGGAGAACAUCAAAGUAGAUGUCAGCCUGAUUUAUCAAAGGAAAUGUUCCUGCUUAUCCAUCUAUCAGCCAAUGAUAUUAAAACGCACAAGGAGGUCUUGCAUUCAGACGAGCAACCAGCUUCUUUAAGGAGUUGUCCUUUCUGAGGCAGGUUGAUGGAUGCUUUGCAGAUAUUGUAGGUAUCUGUUUUAAAGAGGACAUGACCAAAAGCCACUGGUCCUUAUGAGUGUGAUGAACUAAAAAGAGUUUGCCAAGGUGUCUUCUAUUUUCCGUCCAAAGUAAGAAGCUGAAACAAUGAAAUGACAGUGUUGGCCCUUGGGAGAUAAGCAAGUAAUAACCAGGGAGGUGAUUGAAAGAGGCAAUGAGAACAUCAGAGAGAGCAAAAAGGUGAUAUUAAUUAUGUCAUUAGCAUAAGUGAGUGUGUACGUGUUUAAAAAGAAGAGUUGUUGGGAGGUAGGACUGGAUCUGGAUUAGCUUUCCUUUCUCCAUAUGGUAUUGUUGUGUGCCUUCAAGCUGCUUCUGACUUUUGGUGACCCCAAGGCAAACAUAUCAUGGUGGUUUCUUGGCAUGUUUCUUCAGAGAGGGUUUGCCAUUGUCAUCCUCUGAGGCCUUAAGGAGUGUGGCUUGCCUAGGGUCAACCAGGGGGGUUUAUGACUAAGCAGGGAUUCGAACCCUGUUCUCUAGAGUCAUAUUCCAAAGCUCAAACCACGACGCCACACUGGCUCCACAUGUAUAUUUAAACUGGUUAAAAUAACCUUAUUGUGUGCUGCCCUGAGAUAGAUGAGGAUAUAAAUAUUUGAACAAAUUAAUACAUUAAAAUUUUGCGAGUUGGGUUUUAAUCCUUUUUCCCACUGGGUUCCAAUCAAACUUAACCAUCCUCACAAGCACUAGCCAGCCUUCCUUCCUUCCUUCCUUCCUUCCUAGAAAUGACAUCAUUAAUAGCAUGUUGAUUUCUGCCUUGAACCCAAAUGCUUCUUUGCAUCAUGCAGAUGUUGCAAAGAAUGCAUCCAUAAAUUGCAUCAUUGCUUGCAACGUGUUUGUUUCAGGGCAAUUGUGUUGGCAAUGUUGUUCCCUUUAAAAAGUAAUGGGUAAAUAAGUUAAUUUUUAUUUGUUUAUACAUUCUUCCUGAGAUAUUACUGGGAUGGGGGGCAUUUUGACAAUUUUUUGGUCAUUUGGGGCCAUUUUAAAGUAUACACAGUAUUUAAAAAACCUUCAUAGCAGAUAAUGCUAUAAACUACUCUUCUAAUAAUCAUCCAGCUAUUUUUUUAAACAGGAAUAGCGAACAAGUAGAAGUACUCAAAAAGUAAUGGUCUCUCUAAACUCUGCGAAGAAGAGAAACUGGGACAUUUUAAAAGGAGUUGAAAAAAUGGGAUGACAGAGGAAUAAUAGGGACUGUCUUGUCCAAAUAAAGACAGCUGCAGGGUAUGCAGCUGCUUUAACAGUAUUCUCCUUAUUAUACCUGCACAAAAAAGUGCAAAAUGGGCAAGAGGCUAGGGAGUUUUUUUAAUGCUGAGCAAAGUCAGAUUUUGAGCUUAAUUAGAUUUAUGUUUGAGAAAAGCAACUGAAAAUCCAAGGUACUGAAACAAAAUAUAAAUAAAAAUAGAGAAGGUACAUGCUUCUACCUUCCAUAGCUGAAAACGGAUAAGAUUUCUUUUUAAAUGAACUGCUUUCUUUGGACUGUUUUGUAAAUGAAAGUAACACAAUGGUGUUGUUCAAGGGUAUAAUAGAUCAUUGUAGGUCCUGUGUUUCUCUCUGAACUUGAACCAGUAACUGUCUUUAUGACAAUAAGCUAUAAUUAUUGAAAUAAUUUCAUAUUUCAUAGCAUUAGAAUGUAUUUUAUGUCUUUUUCAUGUUUUACAUGAAUACCAUUCUUUGGAAUUUGUAUAUUUAUGCUUAAUUUUAUGCUAUCUUGUGUGGGAAAUAUGUAUUGUCUAACUUAAUUAUAGGAUUUAUAGGCGUAAAUGGAACUUAAAAUGAAAAUAUGCUAAUAGAGUUUUAGAGUUAUUGUUCUGAGCUGUUCUGAGAUAUGUGCUCUUGAAUCAAUAUUAGUUUGGUUGUCUAGACUCAUUCACAGCAAUAUCCUCCAGCGAAGAACUUCUUUUUUCAAGAGAGGGAAAGUAAAGAGGGGGAAAAAAUCAUUUGCCUUUAAAAAGAAGUGUUGCAUAUUAAUUCAUGACAUUCUUUGUAUUUUAAGAAUAAAAUCCUUUAAGACUU
Sceloporus undulatus (fence lizard) is the source of this 8071-nucleotide messenger RNA. It is a transcript of the gene RWDD3, whose product is annotated as RWD domain containing 3. Gene Ontology annotation, biological process: positive regulation of protein sumoylation; positive regulation of hypoxia-inducible factor-1alpha signaling pathway. Lineage: Eukaryota; Metazoa; Chordata; Lepidosauria; Squamata; Phrynosomatidae. Gene Ontology annotation, molecular function: protein binding. The transcript has 4 exons. The coding region runs from base 20 to 826 and encodes 268 amino acids. The record is from RefSeq and is a predicted model, not a curated record.